Ailuropoda melanoleuca (giant panda) is the source of this 5400-nucleotide messenger RNA. RefSeq names its product formin binding protein 1 (gene FNBP1). Gene Ontology annotation, molecular function: protein binding. The transcript is spliced from 16 exons. The record is from RefSeq and is a predicted model, not a curated record. NCBI's taxonomy places the organism in Eukaryota, Metazoa, Chordata, Mammalia, Carnivora, Ursidae. Gene Ontology annotation, biological process: signal transduction; endocytosis. Bases 423 to 2291 code for a protein of 622 amino acids.
CUUGGCGCGGUGGAGCACCGGUAAUAACAGGGGCCGGCUUCGUUCAAAGGCGAGAGGUGGUUCGAAGAGCAGGGAGUGUGGUCGCUAAUAAUAAAGAAGUCGUUGGGGGCAGUUCUCGCGGUUCCCGGUCCCGGCCGCCCUCUCGCCUCCCUCUGGGUCCUUCUGGACCCCUGGGCGGCGCGGCCGGGGGCGCUGCGGCGGCCGCGGCGGCGCUUCCUCGGGCCAUUUUGCUGAGGAGCGACGGGGAGGAGGAGCUGCUGAGGAGACCCAAGGCGAGGAGCGGCGAGCCAGAGGAGGCGGCGGCCGCGCGCGCACCGGGCUUUCCUCGAUCUCGGGGAUCUCGAGGGGCGAAGGGAUCGCCGGGGAGGGGGACCGGAGAGCCGCGCCAGUCGCGCGGCGCGCCCCUUCCCGCCCCCUGCACCAUGAGCUGGGGCACCGAGCUCUGGGAUCAAUUUGACAACUUAGAAAAGCACACACAGUGGGGAAUUGACAUUCUUGAGAAAUACAUCAAAUUUGUAAAGGAGAGGACAGAGAUCGAACUCAGCUAUGCAAAGCAACUCAGGAACCUCGCAAAGAAAUACCAACCUAAAAAGAACUCGAAGGAGGAAGAAGAAUACAGGUAUACAGCUUGUAAAGCCUUCCUUUCCACCCUGAACGAAAUGAACGAUUACGCUGGGCAGCAUGAAGUUAUCUCCGAGAACAUGACCUCGAACAUCACUGUGGAGUUAGCCCGCUACGUCCAGGAGCUGAAGCAGGAGAGGAAAUCGUACUUCCACGAUGGGCGGAAGGCACAACAGCACAUAGAGAUCUGCUGGAAACAACUCGAAUCAAGUAAAAGACGAUUUGAACGUGACUGCAAAGAGGCCGACAGGGCACAGCAGUACUUUGAGAAGAUGGACGCUGACAUCAACGUCACCAAAGCAGAUGUUGAAAAGGCGCGACAGCAAGCUCAAGCACGUCACCAAAUGGCAGAGGACAGCAAAGCAGAUUACUCAUCAAUCCUCCAGAAAUUCAACCACGAGCAGCACGAAUAUUACCAUACUCACAUCCCCAACAUAUUUCAGAAAAUACAGGAGAUGGAAGAAAGGAGGAUAGUGCGGAUCGGGGAAUCGAUGAAGACCUACGCGGAGGUUGACCGGCAGGUGAUUCCGAUCAUUGGGAAAUGCUUGGAUGAAAUAGUAAAGGCAGCUGAAUCCAUCGAUCAGAAGAAUGAUUCCCAGCUGGUAAUAGAAGCUUAUAAGUCUGGGUUUGAGCCUCCGGGGGACAUUGAAUUUGAGGAUUACACUCAGCCGAUGAAACGCACUGUGUCGGAUAACAGCCUUUCAAAUUCCCGAGGAGAAGGCAAACCAGAGCUCAAGUUUGGUGGCAAAUCCAAAGGAAAGUUGUGGCCCUUCAUCAAAAAAAAUAAGCUUAUGUCCCUUUUAACAUCCCCCCAUCAGCCUCCCCCUCCUCCCCCUGCCUCUGCCUCACCCUCUGCUGUUCCCAACGGCCCCCAGUCUCCCAAGCAGCCAAAGGAACCCCUCUCCCAUCGCUUCAACGAGUUCAUGACCUCCAAACCCAAAAUCCACUGCUUCCGGAGCCUAAAGCGUGGGCUUUCUCUCAAGCUGGGCGCCACGCCAGAGGAUUUCAGCAACCUCCCGCCCGAGCAGAGACGGAAAAAGCUGCAGCAGAAAGUCGAUGAAUUAAAUAAAGAAAUUCAGAAGGAGAUGGAUCAAAGAGAUGCCAUCACAAAAAUGAAAGAUGUUUACCUGAAGAAUCCUCAGAUGGGAGACCCAGCCAGUUUGGAUCACAAAUUAACCGAAGUCAGCCAAAAUAUAGAAAAACUGCGGCUAGAAGCCCAGAAAUUUGAGGCCUGGCUGGCCGAGGUGGAAGGCAGGCUGCCAGCCCGCAGCGAGCAGGCCCGCCGGCAGAGUGGAAUGUUCGACGCCCAGAACCCGGCCACAGUCAACAACUGUGCCCAGGACCGCGAGAGCAGCCCGGAUGGCAGUUACACGGAGGACCAGAGUCAGGAGGGUGAGGUGAAGGUGCUGGCCACGGACUUCGACGACGAGUUUGACGAGGAGGAGCCCCUGCCCGCCAUCGGGACCUGCAAAGCCCUCUACACGUUCGAAGGUCAGAAUGAAGGGACCAUCUCCGUGGUUGAAGGAGAAACACUGUACGUGAUCGAGGAAGACAAAGGCGACGGGUGGACCCGCAUUCGGAGAAAUGAAGAUGAAGAGGGUUAUGUCCCCACUUCGUACGUCGAAGUCUAUUUGGACAAAAAUGCCAAAGGUGCUAAGACUUAUAUUUAAUACAACUUAAACAAAAACAAAACUGUAAAAAAAAAAAAAAAUUGGAGUUGUCUCUCCCCACAACUAUGACUGUUCCGGGCAGUUCUUCCAAAGCCUGGCUGGAGGACACCGGAGUGCGUGCUGGCACAUGGCCAUGCAGUGGGCUUGUAGGCGUUCGACACCCGAAUUUCCUUGGCUAGUUUUGAUAUAAUCACGUUUCACUUGCUCAUGAAAUAUGUCGCGGAAAGCUGCCAACUGCCAGUUUACAAUUCUGUCAUUUGAAAUGGGAUAAACAGUCCUUCCUCUGGCAGUGUCUGUGUAGGUAUCCAAAAAAUAAGUUGCCUUCUAGCUUCUAAUCGCUAUUUCUGAAUUUAAAAGUCCACACGCAUCAGAGGGGCGGGUAAGACCCUUAGAAUGUCACAUUUUGUAACUUAAUAACUUGAACUUUGCUAGUCUUUCUGAUCUUACAAUCACUGGCUUUGGAGGAAGUCCUCAAAAAAACCUCCCCCUCCUGGAGGAAAGGGUAAGACGAGUCCUAGAUGGGUACUCAGAGCGUGUAUCUUUUCUUCAACGUGUUUGAGAUCAUUGGUAGAUGGCCGUGAGUUUCCUCUCCCGUCCGCGGGAUCCCAGACAACCAACUGAAAUCUGGAAAAGCUUGGUUAGCGAUGAACCGGGCGACUUUUACAGGAGACCGCUGAGCUCCCCGCUGCCGUGGCAGUCCAUCAGAUGCCCUGGUUGCUGUUUCCAUAACUUACCCAAACCGGUUUUGUGGCAAGUGCUGCUGUAUUCAGCUCACACGUCCCCAGGUGGGGCUAUAAAUAGAACCCGGAGCAGCAGCUGCUUCCACACGCAGACCCCAGCUCAUCACUUCGCAGACGUGUUUCGGGUUCGGUUUGGUUUUGUUUUUUGUUUUUAAUCUUUGGCAUCUUUAAGACCCGAAAGUAUGAAUCUACUGAAAAUCGUUUCAGAAUUGCUAGCUCGUUUUAUGUAAUGAGCCAGAGCCAGAGUGAAAUAAAGUAUUUCACCAUCUUGCAAGGAAUCUGGGUAGCGUGGGGAUUUGCAUUUUUAAGUUGGCAACAGAGGCAGGGAAAUCAAUCCGGUGCAUGGAGAUAGGUACCCGGGGGUGUGUGUGUGUGUGUGUGUGUGUGUGUGUGUGUGUGUGUGUGUCAAGAAUCUACCCCGAGGUCACGGAGAACCAGCUAUGAAUGGCUCGCACUAAAGCUGUCCGGUUCUGAUGUUCUUUUUAUGGGGCUUCCAGAAUUAUUUAUUCAUGUCCUUCCUACUUUUUAAAUAGGAAAUUAGCUCCUUGCUUUUACAUUGUGAGCUCCUUUUGUAAGCGCAAGUCAAUUUAAAGCUGAUUCUACCCAAAAAAAAAAAAAAAAAGCUGAUUUAAAAAGCAACAGCAGCUGAUGAGCGGGGUCGGGCACCUGGCCGCAGUUACAGGUGCUUGUUGUAGAUUCUAGCAGAAAGGUCGCUGCGUUGCCCAAGGACCACCAAAAUGGAAUUUAGUAAACCUUAACGACAGCCUGAUUUUUAAAGCACGUUUUAUUGUGAAAUAAUGAUAGAUUGCCAGGAAGUUGCAAAGACAGUACCGAGCCGUCCCCUGUACCCUUCAGCCGGUGUCCCCCCAUGGUGACUUCUGACGUGACCAUAGUAUAAAGCCACGAGCAGGAAACUGCCAUCGGUCAGCCCGCUUUUUAAAAUACCAUUUUAUGAUUCAGAUUUCUUUCGCCUUGUUCUACCUUUGCUGACGAAAUAUCGAUAAAGCCACUCACCCUGGACCCCAGACCUCUCAGGAAGAUCGUUUCUGUUCCCCUUUUUAAGUAUUUGCCACAAGUAACUCGGCUGACCCUGAAACCACGGGGCUUCCUCCUCACGAGCUGGGGGAGGUCACAGCACUGGGCAUGGACCCAGGUGAACAGGGGACCGCAGAUAUUAAAAUCAGAGCUUUCUGUCUGAUGCUGGGACUCAUUUCCAGCCUGUGAACUGCUACCAAACACCGAAAAAAGUCUUCAAAUGGCCAAGACAACGUGAACCUUUGCAAGCCUCCCUUGGAAAGUAUGGCAUUCCAUGGCAUUGUUGUGGGUUUAUUUAUUUAGUUUUUUUUUUCCUUAACAGUUGUGCAAAUUUGAUUCAGGAAACGGCUCAGUUGGUUGGUGGGGGCAGGGGGUGGGUUUGGGCGCGUAAUGGAAGGCUCCUGAUUUUCAGUUGCGUGCCUCAGGCCCUUAGCACAGGCAGCUGGGGAGAAGGACCGAACCGUGCCUCGGUGCCAGCCGGUCAAUGCACCAAGUAUUAGCAGAAGUCCUGAAACCAUUCCCAAAGAAUCAGAAUUCCCAUUUCUGCCCAGAGUAUACUUUGGUUUUUUCUAUGCAGCCCCCCCACCCCCCGAAAAGGUUAUGUGAUAAAAGAAGUCAAGUCUCGGCAUGUGGGUGAAGUUUUCUGCUUUUAUUUUAGACGCCCAGAGGUUACUCGUGAAUGCGUAGAAGCCUGUCUUCCCCACCUGCUUUCUCAAUCUGCUCGGCACCCGCAAGAACACGCCCCCCCCCACAAACCCCCCCAGCCCGUGGGGCUGCUGCUUCCUGGUGCCCAGAACUCAAAGCAGCUGUUUUGUGCCCGUGUGCUUGUGUGUGUGCUUGUGUGUGUGUGUGUUGUCUACGAUGUGACUAUUUAAUAAUUGCCAAAAUAUUUAGACUAGAGGAACCUCCAACGGGUCAGCUGGAUUGUGACUAUCUUCAUUUAUGGUUUGGUUUUGCUUUUUAAAUUGCUUUCUGUUAAAUAUGUCCGUCAGCCCCCCAGCCCCCCAGCCCCCCAUAUUUGUAUAUGCUGCCAUUUAAAAACUAAAAGGAUGACUUGAAUUCGUUGUUUUAACGUUUGACUCUUGUCUGUUUUAUUGGUGAUUCCGCUGCCUAAUGACCGUUUUUGUUUUUGUAACCGCUGGGGAAGCCGGAAGGACUAGGUCCCCUGCCGGCCGCUCCAGCCUGAGCUUAUUGUAGACACUUGUGUUCUGAGUAAGUUUCGUUCCAACACAGCCAACAUGAUUGUCUCUGUCUCUCCCUGAAAGAGAAGAACCUGUCUGGCUCCUCUUAGUUGUACCCUCAAACCUGCCUCUCUAAUAAACGUAUUUUUCUCA